Molecule: messenger RNA, 2709 nt
Organism: Cottoperca gobio
Lineage: Eukaryota; Metazoa; Chordata; Actinopteri; Perciformes; Bovichtidae
Exons: 7
Coding region: 1-1491 (496 amino acids)
Biological process (GO): regulation of cellular localization; centrosome cycle; establishment or maintenance of cell polarity
Cellular component (GO): apical plasma membrane; nucleus; cell cortex
Molecular function (GO): protein binding
Source: RefSeq, a predicted model, not a curated record
AUGUGUUGUGACACUGUGCUGCAUAGGUCGGGGGUCAGGCUGCUUCCUGUCGUCCAGUUGAGCUCGGAGGGCGUGGCCUCUUCAUCAGGACACCUGAGUGACUCGUUCAGCAGCGGACCAGCUCCAACUCGUCGUCUGCGAUUCGAGGAUGAAACAGAGACGGACGCAGAGUCUCGUUACCUGGAACGUCAGCGGCAGAGAAGAAGGGCCGGGCAGCGAGGGACAGCUGUCCUCGUCUGUAAGCCAGACCUGAACCUGUGCGUCAACGGCAGGGCGGGACCUGUUGUUGACAGAGGAGGUGGAGUUAGUCUGAACCUCCAUCUACCUGUACCUAAAGACCGGGGGCGAAGUCUGCACAGGCCCCACCUUCACCUGCUGACUGAGCCAAUCAGAGAGACGUACAUUGGCUCUGUUACACCUGGGGAGACCAGGGGGGAAGGAGGCGUGACUAACCACCAGGUGAAGAGAAGGACCAAUCAGUUGGAGCUUAAUGGAAACCUGGAGACAAUCUUUAAGGCCACACCCACCACACACCUGCCAAUAAACCCCUACGCCCCCGACCAGCUGACCAGGCCCACCUCCUCCUCGGCCCCUCCUGCUGUGACAUCAGCGAGGAUGGGGACAGCUGCCGCUGAGGCCCACAGAGAGCUCCGAUCCUGGGCAGAGCUGAAGGAGAGGAUCCCUUCUGUGGAGGAGGGAGGUCUCGAUGUUAGGAUAAAGAGAUUGACAGCUGAGAGCCCAGCCCCGCCCACCAAAGGCAGACAGCCAAUGAGAACAGAGGUUUACAGUGACGACUGUGCACUUCGUGAACGCCUCAUCAGCAGAGACGAACCCUCUCGUCUUUCUUUGCGCCGUCUGUUCUCCAGUGUCAGACUGAGCAGGACUCGAACCGGCAGCCUGGACCGCCUCAGCUCACGACCCCGCCCCUCCGCAUCUGACCCCCCCGCCCCCUUAGGAACCAGGAAGUCUUCCGGCCUGCUGAAGAAAACAGCGUCUGUUCAGUCCCUCAUUGUGGGGUCGCCCUUCUUGCAGUUAAGGAAGUCGUCAUCAGUUCAGAGUUUUGUUUCGGAGCACAAGAAGAAGAAGGAUCGUUCUGCUGACUACAGACCAGCUGCUGAGCAGUUUGCUCAGAGGUGUCUCAGUCUUGAGGACGUCGGUUGUCCCUCUUCGGUCCGCUCUGUCGGUCGAGUUUUUCAUGUUUUUCCUGACGGAACGUUUCUGUUGGAGGUGAACCGACCAGAGAGCCGAAUGUUCGGAUUCACCGUCAGCAGAGGGAGAGAACGGCCGGACUCUGGUGUGUAUGUGGAGGACAUGGUGGACAUCAGCACGGAGAAGUUGUACGCCGGCCUGCUAGCGGUUGGUGAUGAGAUCCUGGAAGUGAACGGGGAGAAGGUGGCCUGUCUCAGUUUGGACCAGGUGACCCAACUGCUGACUCAGAACACGUCCACCACUGUCCGGGUGCUCAAAUACCGCCGGUCGCCUCCACGGUGACCGCAACUACUGACUGAGCGUAACUUCAUAAACAAACCACCACCUGAUCAUCUGGUCCAAACUAAAUUUAGCGGUAUAUUUGGAAUAUUGCAAGUGGAGCUGUAUGAAGUACUUAUACAUAAUCAGUGUAUUACCUACAGUAGACGACUGUGAGAAUGUCCCCGAUAGGAGAAACAAACAGGAGCACUGAAGCUAAGUAAUGUACUGCUGCAAAAUAUAUGUUUUACAUAAAGAGAGUAGAUAACCAGAGAAGAAGAAACCCUGGUGAAUAAAGACAGCUGACUACCACAGAAGAAGAAACACUUGUGGAUAAAGACAGCUGAUAACCACAGAAGAAGAGUUUCUCUCUAUGCGAGAGACAUAUAAGCAAAGACAGAGAGAGCCUGGUGAAUAAAGACAGCUGACAACCACAGAAGAAGAAGGUUACACCUUUCAGUUCUGCAGGUAGAUCAAUUCAGAAAUAUAAAUCAGCUGUUAAUCUGAUAUGUAUUACAGAUUAUCAUGAAGUCCUUUAAAUCUUUUCUAAAAUGUUCUUCAAAUUUCAGGACUUUGUUUAUUUAAAUAAGAUUGUGCUGGGUCAGUUCUCAUGGAGGACACAUCAGCCGACUUUAAUCUUUGUGCCUCACUUUAAAAAAGUCGGUCUAAUGACAAUGCACAAUUUUAACCCUUUAAAUGUUUGUUCACAUAACGCCACUGAAAAAUGUAAUUAUUUUCUGUAACUAAAUGCACUCCAUAGAGUGAGAAUGUUUGUCUCCAACAUUUUGCUGCAUUUGUAUUGUUUGUGCAGGAAACCAUGGAAACAGCACGUAUUUGUCCCAAACAUGAGAAAAUGUUUCAAUCUGAUGAAAAUAGUAAAAAGUGAAGCUGAGAUCAUAGAAAGAUUUUAUCACACUCUGCUUUAAUGUGUUUAAUGACUUUUACUUUAUCAAACACUACACACUGAUUAUAGCAGCUGACGGACACUUACUAAAUGAUAACAUAUGUAUUACCGACAACAAUUAUUAAGGCAUUCGGACUAAUUUAAAAUGAUUUUAGUUUCUCUACAGACCCGCUGUCAAUAUAAAAUGGUAUAAACGGAUGUAAUUUAACACAGUAACAUUUUGUACUAAGCCAUCUCAUAUAAACAUUUACAGUUUUAACCCUCUGCAGUAUUUCUGUAAUGUUCAUGUAUUUUUUGUUUGUUUAUAUUUUCUGACAAAUUAAAGCGCCCUGAGAUUG